Molecule: messenger RNA, 771 nt
Organism: Symbiodinium natans
Lineage: Eukaryota; Dinophyceae; Suessiales; Symbiodiniaceae
Source: the annotation of a GenBank genome assembly
AUGCAGCUCUGCCAUGAAGGCGCUCCGAUGAUGGCCUUGCGAACCGUGAGCCGAAGCUUUUGCAGUGCGCUGGAGCGGGUGGGGCGCAUGGGAGGCAUGCCUAAAUGGCCUCUGGUCGUGAUGAUCACUGCAGACGACUUCGUCAGCAAGCAUCGACCUGUUGAGCCUGAAUUCGUGAUCGAGUUUGAACGUGGCGAGAUGGCAACCUGCAGCUACACAGUCUACGGAAACAGUCUGGACACCCGUCAGAAUGCUAAGUACAUCUUCAGUUUGAAGAGCAGAGGAGGUGCUUGUGGCGCACGUGGUUCCAACGCCACUUCAGGCAAGCUGGGGCGAAUACGACAUGGCCUCGGUGUGGAGAGUCGCCUUUGGGCACUCCCAAAGCUACAGCGGAGAGCGACGCUCAACCUGAACAUGACUCCCGAGGAGUAUGCAUGGAGCAGCAUGCAGGUCGCCAUGCAAUGCGACCCGCGAGCUUCCAAGCGUCUCGUCCUGCUCGAUGCACAGGAGAAGGUGGUCCUGAAGCAUACCUUCUUGGAUCCCGAUUACGUGUUACCGCAGCCUGGUCGAGGAGUCUUCCGAAAGGUCGACAACAAGGGCAUUCACUGCGAUCGCGUGCACAGAUCGUUGCUGCGUCAAGUGCGGGACCUAUGUGGGAACCCCAAUGCCAUCGUCGACAGCUGUAGCUUUGCCUUGAGUCCAUCCGUGCCAAUUGGGCUGCCUGUCGCCUGCGGCGGCUUUGAGCCCUUGCCCGACAUUUUUAUCGACUGA